AUGGCUCCCGGAGUUAUUCAAAACUCUGAUACGGUUUUAAACAGUACAUUGGCUACUAUAGCACAUGAUGAGAAAAUUAUUUCCGGAGUGACGAAUGAGAGUAAAACUUGUCCAAUCGACCAUAUUGUUUUGCCCGAAAUUAAUGAUCAGAAUGGAAAUGCCAAAGACUUGAAGAUUCAGAUACAAAAGCUUGAUAGGAAGAAACCACGUAAAGUUACAAGACCUAAAGUGUUAAAGAACCAUGAAUCAAGGGAGUAUUUGUAUGACAGAUUGUACGACACAACGUGUCCGAGUGUGCCAACACUAUGCAACGAAAAGGCCUGUCUGGGCAGUUUGAUGGCUAUUCCUGGUCGCGGCGAUAUACCAAGAAAUUCCGAAGAAGUGUUGAAUGAUGCUAAAGAUUUUCUCGGUCAAUACUUCGCUUCUAUAAGAAGAGCGAAUACAGUAGCACACGAGGCUCGUUGGAAAACGGUUCAGGAAGAAGUUGCCAAGACCGGGACGUACCAGCUGACUACCACGGAAUUAGUAUUUGGAGCAAAACUAGCCUGGAGAAACGCUAGUCGUUGCAUUGGUAGAAUACAGUGGUCCAAAUUACAAGUUUUUGACUGUCGUCAAGUAACAACUACAAGUGGUAUGUUCGAAGCGCUCUGCAACCAUAUCAAGUACAGUACCAACAAGGGAAAUAUUCGGUCAGCGAUAACGGUGUUCCCACAGCGCACAGACGGUAAACACGAUUACAGAAUAUGGAACAGUCAGCUCAUAAGCUAUGCUGGGUACAAGAUGCCCGAUGGUACUGUACUGGGUGACCCCAUGCACUGCGAGUUCACUGAACUUUGCCUCAAAUUGGGAUGGAAGCCUCAACGCACCGCGUGGGACAUAUUGCCAUUGGUGCUGUCGGCGAAUGGAAAGGAUCCAGACUACUUUGAAAUACCACGGGAUCUUGUGAUGGAAAUCCACAUGACCCAUCCAACUUACGAAUGGUUCGAGGAGCUUCAACUACGUUGGUAUGCACUUCCAGCAGUCUCCAGCAUGCGUUUUGACUGCGGAGGUAUUGAAUUUACUGCCAACGCCUUCAAUGGUUGGUACAUGAGCACCGAAAUUGGAUGUAGAAACUUCUGCGACAACAACCGCCUAAAUAUGCUGGAGAAAGUAGCAGAGAAAAUGGGUUUGGAUACAAGAACACCAGUUAAUCUAUGGAAGGACAAGGCUCUUGUAGAAGUAAAUGUGGCUGUAUUACAUAGCUUUCAACAACAUAAUGCGACAAUCGUAGAUCAUCAUACUGCUUCAGAGAGCUUUAUAAAACAUUUGGAUAAUGAAAACAGACUAAGGUCUGGAUGUCCAGCGGAUUGGAUAUGGAUCGUACCACCCAUGUCUUCAUCCAUCACUCCAGUAUUUCACCAAGAGAUGGCGCUUUAUUAUCUUCGACCUGCAUACGAGUAUCAGGAACCGGCAUGGAAGACCCAUCAAUGGCAGAAAUCAAAGCCGAUCACAGGGAAGAGGCCUAUAAAUAGAAAGUUCCACUUCAAACAGAUUGCACGCGCUGUGAAAUUUACCUCCAAACUCUUUGGUAGAGCGCUCUCUAAGAGGAUUAAAGCCACCGUACUAUAUGCAACCGAGACUGGGAAGUCUGAACAGUAUGCUAAAGAAUUAGGGGUCACAUUCGGUCACGCGUUCAAUGCUCAGGUUCACUGUAUGAUGGAUUACGACAUAACAUCUAUUGAACAUGAGGCGCUUUUAUUGGUCGUUACGUCGACUUUCGGUAACGGAGAUCCACCAGAAAACGGAGUGGCUUUUGGGGAACAUCUUUGUGAACUUUUGUAUGCUGACCAAGUAGGAGAGGAAACAUCUGGGAGUUCACAGUUGCUGACACCUAAAUCAAUUAUAAAAGCAAACAGUCAAAUUGAAUUCCAAAGAUACGCUGGGAACCCCAAGCAACUCAGUCGUCUUGAAUCAUUAAAAGGUAGUACAACUGAUGCCGCCUCCAUAGAUAGUUUUGGGCCUUUGAGCAACGUAAGAUUCGCUGUUUUCGCUCUCGGUUCAAGUGCAUAUCCAAAUUUUUGUAACUUCGGGAAAUACGUAGACAAAUUGUUGGGUGACCUCGGUGGAGAACGAAUCCAUGACCUUGCGACAGGCGACGAAAUGUGCGGCCAAGACCAAGCAUUCCGGAAAUGGGCCUCCAGUGUUUUUAACGUUGCAUGUGAAACGUUCUGUUUGGAUGACGAUGAAACCUUACAAGAGGCGAAAAGAGCUCUUGGAACAGUAGCGCUUAGUGAAGAAACCGUGCGAUUUGCUCUUCCUGUCGUAAAACCACCUCCUCUGCUGAAUGCUUUACAAUCAGCUUUAAACAGGCAACUGGUGACUUGCGUUGUUAAAGCAAACAAAGAUUUAGGAGAUACGUCAGCUGAACGAUCUACCAUUUUCAUUGAUAUGGAGCCUAAGGGUGAUAUUAAUUAUGAUCCAGGCGACCACGUGGGAAUAAUGGCAUGUAAUCGUAAAGAAUUGGUUGACAGUCUGUUGGCUCGGCUGAAGGACAUUGAUAAUUACGAUGCGCCAUUGCAAUUGCAACUGAUGAAAGAGACUCAUACAUCAAGUGGUCCUGUAAAAUCAUGGGAACCUCAUGAAAAGCUCCCCGUAGUUAGUGUUCGUGAGCUUUUUACACGCUUUUUGGACAUCACAAGCCCCCCAACAACAAUUCUUUUGCAAUAUUUGGCAACAACUUGUGAUAAUGAAGAAGAAAGGAAACAACUUAAUACUCUCUCAACGGACCCAGCAGCCUACGAAGAUUGGCGACACUACCAUUUCCCAACCUUGCCAGAAGUUCUAAGUCAAUUUAGCUCUGCAAAACCAAGUGCGUCAUUGCUUGCUGCACUCUUAUCCCCUUUGCAACCGAGAUUUUAUUCAAUUUCAUCAUCUCCAAUCGCCCACCCGAAACGAUUACAUCUCACGGUUGCAGUCGUUACUUACAGAACUCAAGAUGGCGAAGGUCCUGUCCACUAUGGUGUUUGCUCAAAUUAUCUCAUGGAUCGUAAAUCUGGGGAUGAGGUUUACCUAUUCAUUAGAAGUGCUCCAAAUUUUCAUCUUCCGCAUGACCUUACUGUGCCUCUUAUACUGAUAGGCCCAGGAACAGGUAUUGCACCUUUUAGAGGAUUUUGGCAUCAUCGUAGAGCUCUUCUUAAUGCUAGCUCACGGCUCAAUGCCGGACCUGUAUGGCUUUUCUUUGGAUGUCGUACCAAAACUAUGGAUUUAUAUAGAGAAGAAAAGGAGAAUGCUUUGAAGGAGGGAGUUCUAUCGAAAGUUUUUCUUGCUUUGUCCAGAGAAAAAAAUGUUCCUAAGAUGUACGUCCAAGAAUUGGCAGAAAAGGAAGGAGCUGAAAUUCACGAUUUACUAAUUAAUAGGGGUGCACACUUUUAUGUUUGUGGCGAUUGUAAGAUGGCUGAAGACGUGCACCAAAAACUAAAAGGAAUUGUCAAGAAGCACGGUAACAUGACUGACGAACAGGUUCAGAAUUUCAUGUUCCUGCUUAAGGAAGAAAAUCGUUAUCACGAGGAUAUAUUCGGCAUUACACUCCGCACGGCUGAAGUGCACAGCGCCUCUCGUGAAUCAGCUCGUAGGAACCGAGUGGCAGCCCAACCAUGA
Messenger RNA from Danaus chrysippus (African queen), 3636 nucleotides. NCBI's taxonomy places the organism in Eukaryota, Metazoa, Arthropoda, Insecta, Lepidoptera, Nymphalidae. The record is from the annotation of a GenBank genome assembly.